Messenger RNA from Seminavis robusta, 3750 nucleotides. NCBI's taxonomy places the organism in Eukaryota, Bacillariophyta, Bacillariophyceae, Naviculales, Naviculaceae. The record is from the annotation of a GenBank genome assembly.
GGAGUUUCAAACGAAAGAAUUAGGGGGACGUUUUUCAAACGAACCCGCCCACAAAAUGGCUCUUGAACACAUUUUUGAAAUCAAAAUGAAGUCGAAGCUUGCGUCGAUGAAGUGGAUGAUCAACUACAUGUAACUUGCCUUUGCCUAGAGGAAAGUUCAUUUGACUACUCGUAAUGCAAACAUGAGUGUCAAGUCGUCUUUCACGCUGCGUCCUCAGGCAAGCAGUGCCUUUUCCCAGUUUCCAAGCAGUCCAAGCAGCAGUGACAGGAGCACCAGAAACCGGUCGUCCCUUUUGGUGCAGUCAGUGCAACGAUCCGACAACCAGGCACCGCCAACAAUGGAUAAUAGCGAAAAUCACAACAGUUCAGAAGGAGAUAAUGAUAGAUUGGGGUUCUUGUGGAAAACGAGACGAGUAGGUGGACUGGCUAACACUGAUGCGGCUGUAGGCGGGGUAGCUCUGAGAUCCUACUCACCUUUCGAGCCACUCAUUCUAGAUCGAGGAAUGAAAGAUGGGGUCAUAUCCCCACUUCCAGAGGAAGAAUAUCAAGUCUGGAAGGAACGGGAAUGUCAAUCGGUUCCCUCAAAGGUUGUGGCCACGCGUGGGGAAGACCCAUCUUUGCACUCAGAUUUGAAAGUACCCAAAGGCAGUCAACAGGUACAGAUGGAUACAACUUCCUUCAGUGCUCCUCGUGCCAUUCGAGCCACACCAUUUGAACCCAUGAUAGACCAACGCAACAUGAAGGACGGUGUUGUGUCACCCCUGUUACUCGAAGAAUACAGCGCAUGGAAUGGUGGUCGAUCCAUUGUCACAUUUCGAUCAUCCGACAACGAGGAACACUCUUGGCGAAGACGCUGCAUGCUAUCAGAGCUUGCAAGACUGGAUGCUCGCAAGCGAACGCUCCAUGUUAUGGAAGAAAACAGACAACUAAGAAUUCAAAUGAUCAAUCAACAAGCAGAACACCUUUCUCUGAAGACAGCAGCGAGAAAGCGACGUCGUAUAGAAGAAACUCCUACAGCAUUGCAGGGCGGUGCUUGUGUGGAUGUGGAUGGAUCAGGGAAGGAAGAAGUAGUACCGGCUGACAGCGAGCUUGAAAUCACGGCCAAAUCUCCUGACGAAGAAAGGCUGGGUCCAGCAAGUUCCGAUUCAAAGGAUAGUAGUGAGGCUCAGCUUCAACAACAGCCAGCACCAACAGAGCCCAGUGAUAUGCCCUCCACUGCGCAUUCCUUGGCAACCAGUCGUAUCCCCAAAGAGAACGCUAUCGAACUUGAUCCGUCUUCAAGUGGAAACGAAAAGCAAGGCACCAGCAGUAACACAUGUCAACAGUCUGACAACAGUAGUGUCAAGAGCCAUGCUGGGAGUCUCAAAAUAUCGGUCAACUCCAGCUUGAGCCAAGAUGAUAACAGAAACAGCAACGACGCUGAGGUCUGUGUUCCUUCUGGCGAGAGUAUUCCGAGCAACGAGAAUGAAUCUCCUUCUCAACCAUUCGACAAGAGCAUCAGCGAGAGCACCGAAAUCACGAACUCUUCGAAGGGCAGAAGUCCGACUGCUGCAAGUGAAAAGGAUGGCGAGGAUGCUGCCAGGACCGGCAGAAACGACACGGACGUUUCAGCCCAGGACAGCAGCGCCAAAGGAAAACGUCCUAGUGUCACUGUUAACGGGGAGGAGGAUCUUAUUAGUCGGAAUGCUUCGAACCCUUGCAGCGGGCAAGUAGACGUGGUCGAGGAAACCGCAGAUGGCAACGUGAAAGAAACGACAAGUCUCAUGGCUGAACUGGAGAAGGUAAACGACGAUGCAAAUCAACAACAAAUGGCAACUGAGGAGACCAUUGGUGGAGAUGAUAUGGAUGAAGUGGAAGAGGCAAACGACGAUGCAAACCAACAACAAAAGGCAACCGAGGAAAGCACUAGUGGAGAGGAUAUGGAUGAAGUCCAAGGCAAGGCCUCUCCUAUGGGCAGCGGCGGAAACUCCCUCAACAAAGCAGCUGACUGCAGCCAAGAUAUUCCAUCCAUGAACGAAAGCAUCAGCGAAUGCACUAAAACUGACGACAAAGCAUCGUUUAUCAAUCUUCAAAGAGGCAGCAGAGGACGCAAACGCACGGCAAGUCCAUCGUAUGACACAAGCAACGACAGCGCCCUUCCGAUUCUCGCUCGACUCGGAGUACCAGAGAACGAGAGCAAUCACAUGGGGGAUGACAGCGUGCUGGUGCCAUUUUUGGGUACUUUGGCCCAAGCAGAUUGCUCAGAGAUGUCAGAGCAAUCCUCUCCAAAACGACGAAGACUCUCGUUUGAACACGUCGCAACUCAGCAGGAUCAUGCACUUAAUGACGAAGGUGUGGCGAACACAGAUGGACGGCGUUCAUCGAUCUUGACCUCUGUACACGACACAACCAUCACGGAAACAUUAGAUAUCCAAUUUACACCCCCUUCGAGUGAACCCGUUGCGCGUGUUGUUCAUGGAGAACAAUCCGACAGCAGUGACGUUCUGCAAAAUGAAACAAUUGAGGUGAUGGUUGAUGAAGAAUUCGAGAACUCCUUGACAGCGUUGGAUGUAUCAGCAAUCACAACUACCUCUCCGAGUCCCUUCAUCGGGUCGAAGAAGGAGCAUGCACGUCGUGAAGUUUUAAUUAACAACGAAGAUUUGUUUGCCAACGACGAGGACUUCGCAAAGGCUAUUGCCGUCCAAGAACAAACCUCUGAAGAUGUCGUCAAUAGCAAACCCUCUCCAGCUACGAAAGGCGACGGGGAGACAUCCACGAAACGAACCAAACUAGACGACGAUCAUGUCUUUUCCGCAAAGAAGAGAGAGUCCGUGGGCACAACAUCAGGCGACUCAACCGAUACUGAAAUGUCGCCUGCCAAGGCCGCCCAGGUUGAUGCUAAAGAAAAGCCAAACACCUCAGCAACGAAAACAACUACGGCCCAUGCAGAGCCGGCAAAGGUCGAAACGCAACCCUCUCCAGAAGUUGUUGAAGACAAAAAGCGGUCAUUAGCUGACCAAAGCGACAGAAUCGACAACUCCGCAGUCUCGAGCAAGACCUCGACAAAUCAUUCUGCUGUUGCCGUACCGGAGAACGCCCCAGUUGCCGCGAACAAGAAAACAAAGUCGAGGAAGACUGCCAAAGGAGCGUCAGCGGCACCAGCUCGUGUCACCCGGAGUCGCGCAAGAAAGAUAAAAGAAUCCGAGGAGCCUGUUUCCAGUGUCAUUGGCGAGACUACUAGCUCCCCAAAGUUAGGAUUCAGUCAUCAAAAGGAGGACGCUCGAGGGACCCUUCCAAUUGACAAGACUGUUGUGCUGGAUUCGGCAGAUGAUGUUGACCCCAAAGCAGAACUAGAGCCUGUUGCCGAGGUCGACUCCACUGAGAAAGUGACAAAAACGAUCGACAACAACUCUGGCGCCGCGGAGAAUGCCAAGGCAUUGCCCCUUGCAGUUCCAAAGUCAAACGCUCAAAAGGAAGCAGCAAAGCCAAUCAACACGAAUGACACCAAAGCUGAGGGUGAAGAUCCAUUGGCAUCUUCCUUGACAUCAACCGAAUCCGAUCAGCCAGGCAAGAAACCUGGCCGCCGUCGCCGAGGAACUUUCAUUGCGACUUUGAAGGCUCCUGUGCCAAAGCGAAAGAGAAGAAACACCACACGACGCUGAAGGAUUGUAAGGACCAUCAUUGCCCUAACUAUUCUGUUUUCCUCAAACACGUCAACAACCUUUGAAGAUAUAUACUAGUAUUACUAUAGAAACGCUGCAUAUUAUGAUAU